AGUCCGAAUGGUGUUUCAAUUUCGCGGUCAUUCGUAACUGAAGUUCGCCCAAUGGAGAUCGCUAGACGUCUCCGACUUCUAAGACUAACCGCCUAUGAUAUAAUUUUUUGUUACGAAGACCUUGGAUCACUUUGCGAUUGUGCUGGAAGAGGAUGUACUGUAACGGUGGCAACUCCACAGCGAGUAAAAGCCAUGGCAAGAAUUCGGAGAAACUCACAUCGGAGCAUCAGAAAAAUGUCAGAGGACAUGAAAAUCAGUCGCCGUUCAAUGGGACAAAUAGUAAAAGACCAUUUAAAAUUGGCUAUUUAUCGUGGGAGAAAGACGGCGAUUCUCUCAGUGGCCACCGUCAAGAAAAGACUGGAAAGAUCGAAAAUUCUCCUCCGCCGUACGCGCACUGAUGAAAAUUUAGUGACUGUUUUUCCGACGAAAAAUUUUUAUGAAGCAGACGGACCGUCAUCGCUGGACCUCAACCUAUUGGAUUAUUCCAAUUGAGGGGUUUUGUAGGCAAAGGUCCAUACCAAACCUCACUUAAGUAUCGAGGCUCUACAGAAGAUCUUGAUCGAGGAAUAGGGCGAUUUGUUGGAGGAGGACCUGCGUACAGUCAUCGAUGCCUACCCGCGACUUCAUCGAGCUGCCAUGGCUAAGAAAGGAGGUCGCAUGGAGCAUGACUAA
Molecule: messenger RNA, 672 nt
Organism: Caenorhabditis elegans
Lineage: Eukaryota; Metazoa; Nematoda; Chromadorea; Rhabditida; Rhabditidae
Source: the annotation of a RefSeq genome assembly